AUGCCCAGCGCGACCACCUCUGGGGCUGAUGCCUCCAACAAUGGCGGCGCCCGCAGCCGCGAGCACAACCAGGGAAACCAGGACCGCAAGUACACAGUCGAGCAAAAAGCCGCCGUCCUGCGCAUCCGGCGCUGCAAGCCCACGGCAUUCUACGAGAUCCUCGACAUCGAAAAGACAGUGACCGACACCGAGGUCAAGAAGGCGUACCGCAAGCAGAGCCUGCUGACGCACCCGGACAAGAACGGCCACGAGCAUGCCGACGAGGCCUUCAAGAUGGUGUCGCGCGCGUUCGGCGUGCUGGGCGAUAAGGAGAAGAGGGACAAGUUCGACAGGUUCGGGACGGACCCGGACUCGCGGUUCUCCAGCGCCCAGGCGCAGAAUCCGUUCUCCGGGUUUGCAAAUAGGAAUGCAAGCGCCGGGCGGCGGGGCGGGGGCAUGGGCGGCUUCGAGGACGAGAUGAGCCCCGAGGAGAUGUUCCAGAGGUUCUUUGGGGGUGGCGGCUUUGGACCCUUCGGCGGUGGUGGCUUCGACACGGGCCCGCAGUUCGUCUUCAACUUUGGAGGGGGCCCUGGCAUUCGAGUGCACCAGUUCGGCGGUGCUCGACCGAGAAGGCGACCGCGCGAGGGGGAACAGGGCCAGCAGGAAUCAAGUUUUGCCAGCACCCUCAUCGGCCUGCUGCCCAUUCUACUUCUCUUUGUAUUCCCCAUCAUUUCCUCCCUUUUCUCGGGCGCCACCUCGGGCCCGGCCAUGCCGAGCAUGGUCUUUGACAAACCGUUACCGCCCUUCACACAUCGGCGGACCACCAAGAAUGAUGUCAAGUACUUUGUCAACCCCAAGGACAAGGCAUACAACUAUUUCCGGGAGAACCCAUCCAAGAUGUCGCAGCUCGACCACCAUGCCGAGGUGCUCCUGGUACGGACGCUGCGGAACGAGUGCGAACGGGAGAUGCACCACAAGCAGAUGCUGCGGGAAGACGCGCAGGGCUGGUUCGUGCAGGACGCGGCCAAGAUGAAGAUUGCGGAAGAGUUUGAGAUGAAGUCGUGCCAGAGGUUGGACAAGAUGGCGCACCUGGCCCGGUGA
Molecule: messenger RNA, 1080 nt
Organism: Thyridium curvatum
Lineage: Eukaryota; Fungi; Ascomycota; Sordariomycetes; Thyridiales; Thyridiaceae
Exons: 2
Coding region: 1-1080 (359 amino acids)
Biological process (GO): cellular response to misfolded protein
Cellular component (GO): endoplasmic reticulum membrane
Molecular function (GO): Hsp70 protein binding
Source: RefSeq, a predicted model, not a curated record